This is a messenger RNA of Caenorhabditis angaria, 5187 nucleotides long. The record is from the annotation of a GenBank genome assembly. Lineage: Eukaryota; Metazoa; Nematoda; Chromadorea; Rhabditida; Rhabditidae.
AUGCCCAAGGUACGCAGCCAAAUUGAAUUUUUUGGUACCGAAAUUUGGCUGCGUACCUGAAAUUCUAUUGGCUGAGUAUCUAAUGCCCAAGGUACGCAGCCAAAUUGAAUUUUUCUAGUGCUCAAAAAUCGUAGUUUUUGAUACCAAAAUUUGGCUGCGUACCUGAAAUUCUAUUGGCUGAGUAUCAAAUGCCCAAGGUACGCAGCCAAAUUGAAUUUUUCUAGUUUGCUGUUGUGCUCAAAAAUCGUGAUUUUUGAUACCAAAAUUUGGCUGAGUAUCUAAUGCCCAAGGUACGCAGUCAAAUUCCCAAAACUCACUGCUUAUUUUUCCAAAGUCCUUAAAAAAUGAGUGAUUUUCCGUGAUUUUUUCUAUUCUUUUUUUUUUUUUUUUUUAGUUUUUUUGGGUCACGUGAAAAAUUGCCCUGAAAAUUGGGUUUGAAAUUUAUUUUUGAGAGAAUUUUCGUCUGAAAUUGUGAGAUAAGUCUAGAAUUUUGUCUGAAAAUUCGUAAAUUUAUAACUUUUUUCUCUCCGAAAAACAAUUCAAAAUUUCUUGAAACAGUGAAUUUAAAAAAAAUUUGAAUUUUAUUACCCAAAAAUCUUCAAAUUUGUAUGAAACAGUGAAUUUUUUGAAUUUUUUUUUCGAAUAAAAAAUUUAUUUUUCAAAUUAACCCUGAUAAAUUCGAAUUUUUGCAAAAUCUUCAAUUUUCCCUGAAACAGUGAAUUUUUUAAAAGAAUUUGAAUUUUUUUACCCAAAAAUCUUCAAAUUUGUAUGAAACAGUGAAUUUUUUGAAUUUAUUUUCAAAUUUUUCAAAUACACAAAAUUUUGGUAUCAAAAAGUGAGAAAUUUGGCAAAAUCUUCAAAUUUCUCUGAAACAGUCAAUUUUUUUUCUUCAGACGUCGGUGCUCGUAACGAACGUCGUUUGGCUGCAGUUUACUACAACAAAGCGGCCGGUUUCGAAAUAAUUCAAGGAUUUUUGGAUCGAAUGAUGAGAAUGUUGAAUGUGAAUCCGGCAAGAGAUGGAACCGGUUAUUAUAUUGAAGGCGAUGAGAAUCCGACGUAUUUCCCUGGAAGAUGUGCCAAAAUUAUUGGACCAAAAGGAGUGGUUUUGGGACAUAUUGGUGAGUUUUUGGGGAAUUAUUUGGGAAAUACAAAUUUAAUUUUUUUCUGGGCACAGAGAGUAUUUUGAUAUCAGAAAAUUGAAAUGUGUACGAUUUUCCACUUUUUUUGAAACAGUAUUUUUUUCACAAUAUACAAAGGGCUAUUAACAAAGUUAGGAACACGCCAAAGUGUUUGAGAUUUUUCUGAAACAGUGAAAAUUUUGAAAAAAACAUUUUUUUGCUGAUUUGAGAAUUUUUUGCGUUGUUGAAAAAUUGCCACUUUUUUAUGGUCCAGAUUUUUUUUUUGAAUAAAAAUCUAAUAAAAAUUUUGAAACAGUGGAAUUUUUGGAUUUUUUUCAUGUUGAAUUUUUGUUUGGAAAAUAACACUAACAUUAAAAAUCGCUAACCAAAAAACAAUUUCUUUAUUUUUUGAAACAGUGAAAUUUUUUUUUGAGAAAAUUCAUCCAACACAGGGAAAUCUUGACUGAUCCAUAAUGGAUAUAAAAAAAUAUUGCAUACUAAUAGCAAACAAUUUGUAUCCCUUAAAAUUAAACGCGAGAAAAAAUGCAUCCUUUAUGAGAAUAAAAAUGCAUCCAUUAUUUUUCUUUGAGAAUUUUGAGAAGUAACCAUAAUGCAUCCAUUAUUAGAUGGCCGUGGAAGAGAAAUCCACAUGGGCGUCUUCUUCCAAUUAAUUUUUCAUUUUCGAAAUUAUUGUGUUUUUUCGGCGUUUUUCUAUGUUUUUCAUGUUUUAUUUUGUUUUUUUGUGCCUCAGAGAUUCGCUGGCCAGCUGGCUACUAGGUGGGAUCGACUACCAAUCUAAAAUUGACAUGGACAACCACAUGGCCCGGGUUUUUUUGCAAGACGACGUGGCCGUAAGUUCGGACAGUUCAUACAGCCCACAUCGCCCAGGUUGUCCACCUCGAGCCGACCUCGCGUGAGAGAAAAAAUUCCGAAAAGCUUGUGAUUUGGAGCAUUUUUUAAAAUAUGACUUAUUUUCUGUUUUUCAUGAGUAUUUGAAACCAUUAGAUGAGAAAAAACAGAAAAAAUGAUUGUUGUGAAUUCAAACAGCCUUUCUGGGUGACAAAGAUUUGAGACCACGUCGCCUGAAAAUGCAAGGCGAUCUGGUUGCCGAAUCGAUUUGAUCAAUCAAAUUCAGUCCUUUUUGAACUUUCUGGCCACGUGGUCUUGAUCUAGUGGUGAGCUGGCCAGCGAAUCUCUGAGGCAUGAUAAAACUGCGUAAUAUUGAGAGUUUUGAUUUCAGCUGUAGAUAUUGGUUCACUCCGCUUUCGUUUUUUCUUGUUUUGACCUUUCUCUCUAGUAAUCUAUUUUUGUUGUGAAUGUCUGUCCAGGUGGAGGGAGAUUGCCCAAUCUUUGGUCAAACUCGUACCAAUCGGGGUUUUGGUCAAAAAUUGACCAAUUUCUAAACAAAAAUUAUUCAAGUUUGGGCCAAAUUUUGACCAAAAACCUCUCUCCACCUGUGGGUGUGUUCAAUUGAGUUUUCGAGAUUGUGUGAUUUGUUCAUUGUUGCGUUCUUAUUUUCUUUCGCUUUCUUCACUAUAUUUCUACGAUCCCUUCAGCUCUGCUACGCUAUUAAUUUUGAUUUUUCAGCAUCAGGUUUGAACAUAAAUGCCUCCAAAAACUCGUGGGUCUGCCGCGAAGCAACGUAUUGAUGGUACAUUUUUUUCAAAAAAGCGGUUCGUUUCAAAAUCUAAACCCAAUUUCAAUUUAUUCGAUUUCAGUCUUCUCGAAAUCCUGAACCCCCGCCGCAUGACUUACUGGAUGUCAGUCAUCAGAAUGGUGAGCCACUACCAAGGAAGCCACGGACGAAGCCAAUCAAUGUGCGCACUUACUAGAGUGAGUUUUUUGCUCCCUGGAGGUUUUCAAUUAUACAUAUAUUGUCGUUCCGAAAAAAAAGAACCUUGGAAGAGAACCGAAAUGGCCUAGGAAACCAAGACCACAGUAGACUUCGCAAAAUUUUGGAGUCCAUUUGAAAAAUAAAAUGCGAAAUUUACACGCUGGCUAUUUGCCAACCAGUUUGAUGUGCAUGUGUCACGUCAUUUUUAGUCUACUGUACGUGAGCGCCAAUUCAAACGGGGGUUCUUUUAUUUUCGGAUUGACAAUAUGUUGCUGUACAGUUUUUGUUUUUGCUGCGGGACUCUCCAAAGAGCUUUUUCAGAAAUUCUCAAAUUUGGCUCAUUUUUGUACUGUCAGAAUGUCCUGCAGCAAAGACUUAAAACGGAAUCUUUCUCAGUGUGAAAAACUCUGGAGACUGCUCACACAUCCCCCUGUGAGAAAUUGAAAAUUUUAAAUAAAAAAAAUUGAAACCUGUAGUGUAUCAUUUUUUAUUUACAGGGAUCAAAAAAAGAGGACAAGUCCAAAAUGAGCCAGGAGGCCAUGCGCUUUUGGAAUCAAGGAAACAGCGAUUUCAUGCAAUGGUUUUCCGGAAACUCCCAAUCUACAAGUUGGUUUUUCAAAGUCCCCUUGCUCAAAAAUUCUACCUCAACAAUCUAAUUGGACCCCACCCUGCAACUUCACGAGCAAUUUGUUUUUUUUUCAUUUUUGUUUUUUGAAAAUAAAUGAAUUAAUCGCAGCUUUCCACCAAUUCAAACGAAAAAAAAAACUACGCAAAAAUGAUUCAUUUUGCAUACUUAUUUUUAGAAAAAUGUAUGCUUUUUGAAUUCAAAAAGGAUCCAUUUUUACCCCAUAGAAUUUAUGGAUCCAUUAUGGAUCCUUUUUGUUAUGGUUUUGAGGUACAUAAUGGCUCCCAUUUUUCUGAAGUUAAUGGAUGCAUUAUUAUACCAUUUUGGAUCACUUUUGAUUCGUGUGUGCAAAAAGGCUCCCAGAAAACAUCCUAAUCAGAGAAAAUUAGAAAUAAAUCAAAAAUCCAAUUUUUUGUUUGAAACAGAGAAAUAUUUUGAAUUAAUGCCCGAUUCGAAGAAAUGAUCAGAAAAUUGAAAAUUGUACGAUUUUCCACUUUUUUUUGAAACAGUAAUUUUUUUUGGAUUAUUUGUGGAAAAAUUAAAAGCAAGAAAAAAUUAGUUUUUUUUGAAACAGUGAAAAAUUUGGAUUUAACAUUGUUUUUGAAAUAGUUUCUCUCGAAAAAUCCAUCACAAAUCCAGAAAUUUUUUUUUUCAAAAAAUUUUGAAACAGUAGAAUUUUUUGGAUUUUUUUCAUGUUGAAUUUUUGUCACGACAUUAAAAAUCACCAACCAAAAAAUAAUUACUUCAUUUUUGAAACAGUGAAAUUUUUGUGCCUCUUAUUAUUAAAAUUUGAAGCAAGCAAAAAAUUGCUAUUUUUGUUUGAAACAGUGAAAAAAAUUAAUAACUUAUCAAAAAAUUUAGAUUUAACAUUAUUUUUAAAUAUAGGUUCUCUCGAAAAAUCCAGAAAUUUUUUUUCAAAAAAUUUUGAAACAGUAGAAUUUUUCAUGUUGAAUUUUUGUUGGAAAAAUAAAAUUAACAUUAAAAAUCACUAAUGGGGUGAGUCAAUUUUAUUUUUUGUCAAUUAAUUGACACAAAAUGUGAGUCAUUUUUGUGCGAUUUUUUCACGUUUUUGUCGAUUAAUUCCAUCUUUUUUUGCAAUUAAUUACAUUCAAAAAUGAGGAAUUUCAAUACGAAAUAGAAUUUAUUUGACCUCUUUUUUGAAACGUGUCCCAAAUUCACUGCUUAUUUUUUGGAUUCAUUUUGAAAUGAAAGAAAAUUGAGGGAAAUUGAUUUUUUGUUGAUAAUUCCAACUCAUAUAGGUCACGUUUUAAAAUAUAGGUCAAAUAAAUUCUAUUUUUUAUGCAAUUAAUUGCAUUUUUUUGCCAAGAAAUGAAAGCGAUGAAUUGACAAAAACGUGAAAUUAAUCGCCCUAAAAGACUCACUUUUUUUGUCAAUUAAUCGCAAAAAACACGUCGAUUAAUUCGAUUAACUCACCCCAUAAAAAAAAGUCAUUUCUUUUAUUUUUUGAAACAGUGAAAAUUUUUUUUGAGAAAAUUCAUCCAAAAAAUCCUUGUAUUUUUCUAGGCGCCCUUCAUCCAGAAGUCAUCACCGCAUUCGGUUUGACUUUACCAUGUGGAGCUGUCGAAUUCAACGUCGAACCAUUCUUAUAA